Helicoverpa armigera (cotton bollworm) is the source of this 3004-nucleotide messenger RNA. RefSeq names its product UDP-glycosyltransferase UGT5 (gene UGT46A2). Bases 111 to 1694 code for a protein of 527 amino acids. The record is from RefSeq and is a predicted model, not a curated record. The transcript has 4 exons. Lineage: Eukaryota; Metazoa; Arthropoda; Insecta; Lepidoptera; Noctuidae. Gene Ontology annotation, molecular function: UDP-glycosyltransferase activity.
CAAAACCGGUCUACUGAGUCGGUCUAUAACCAGUACUUUGCUAUCACUUCGCAGCGUCGGAGCACCGGCAGUAUCCUUCGACAGCCGAAGUUAAACAGAAGUCCCGCGUAAUGCAUUUGCUCGGAAUAUUAUUUGCGAUUUUCGCGGUCCAACAUGUGCAAUCCGCGAAUAUUUUGGGCAUCUUCCCGCACGUCGGCAAGAGCCACUUUAUCGCGUUCGAACCACUGCUGAAAGACUUAGCUAGGAGAGGACAUCAGGUGACCGUUGUUUCAUUCUUCCCGCAAAAAGACCCUCCAGCAAACUACACAGAUGUCAGUCUCCGAGAAAUAGCUCAAGUACGCAAAGAAGCGGUCAACUUACAAUUAUUUGAAAGAUCGAAUAAAUUCAUAAACAGUUUGGGUUUGAAAAUGUUUCUGCGGCAAAUAUUCUCUUUUCGUCCUCUCAGUGACCUGGCCCUCAAUGUUUGUUCGGGACUGGUCAAAUUCCAGCCUUUAGCAGAAGUAAUGCAGAAGCAUUACGAUGUCGUUUUAAUAGAAAACUUUAACAGCGACUGCGUGUUAGGUCUACUGCAUAUUUACAAGAUAAAGGCGCCUGUGAUUUCAUUGCUAUCGUGUCCAAUGAUGCAUUGGUCAGCCAGUCGCAUCGGUUUGACAGACAACCCGUCAUUUGUGCCGACGAUAACAUCACAGACCAGCUCAAUAGGUUCAUUCCUAGAAAGGUUGGAGAACUCAGCAAUGUACGUGUAUUUUAAGCUGUGGUUCAGAUACGCUGUGCAGGUGAAAGAACGAGCUAUAAUUGAGAAGAGGUUUCAAAGAAAGAUACCUGACUUAGAUGUGCUUGCGAGGAAUAUUAGCAUGAUGCUGGUGAAUACUCAUCACAGUUUGAAUGGCGUUCGACCUCUUUUGCCAGGAGUUGUUGAAGUUGGCGGGAUGCAUUUGAAGGAUAAGAGGAGCAAGACUAUACCUCAUUACAUCGAGCGAUUCCUGAACGAAUCUGAACACGGGGUUGUGUUGUUCAGUUGGGGCUCACUUAUCAAAACUGCUUCGAUACCCAAGUAUAAGGAGGAUAUCAUAGUAAACGCCCUUUCGAAGUUAAAGCAGAGGGUAAUAUGGAAGUAUGAAGACAGUGAUGAGGAAGGAACACUUUCUGGCAACAUCCUGAAGGUCAAGUGGAUACCGCAGUAUGAGUUGCUUCAACACCCGAAAGUAAUCGCCUUCAUCGCCCACGGUGGUCUUCUGGGCAUGACAGAAGCGAUUUCUGCCGGUAAACCGAUGCUGAUCGUGCCGUUCUACGGAGACCAGCCCCUGAACGGAGCGGCAGCCACCUCCAUUGGUCUUGGGAAGGCCAUAUCGUAUGCCGACAUGACGGAGAAGAGUCUACUUGAAGGACUGCAAAGCGUGCUGAGUGCAGAAAUGCGAGUAAGCGCAAGACGGGCUUCCAAAAUGUGGCAAGACAGGAUUGCAGAUCCCUUAGACACAGCCGUAUACUGGGUCGAAAGGGUCAUUCGAUGGGGUGAUCAAGACCCGUUGCAUUCUGCCGCACGGGACCUCACCUUCAUAGAAUACAACCUUAUUGAUGUAGCAGCUGUGAUCUUACUAGCUAUCGUAUUUAUGAUUUUAGUUCUAAGGAUAGUUGUGAACCAAAUACUGAGACUUCUAAGUGCUAGUAUGAGUAAAAAGGAGAAGUUGCACUAAGGAAUGUAAUGUAGGUACCUAUUAGUGCAAUUUGGCUCACUUUCAAAUAGUUCUAACAUUACCCAACCUCGGUUUAGGAUUAGGUCUGUUUUCCUAGACGUUCUCAAAAUAGAUCUAAGUUUAUCCAGGUUUUAUGACCAAAAACUUUGAUGCCAAACUAUGACUUUAGAUUCCGAGAUUAAGCUAAGAUUCUGAUGCCAGUUUAAGGGGAGAUCAACGGCUUCCUAUUUUUGCAGUUUCAUACAUGGGAUAUAGGCAAACAGCUUCCCCAGUCUAAAUACAAAGGUAAUAGAAAGCCUAGUAAAUAAUACUACGAUCUUACCUACUUAGGAAACCGUUACGAAUAAAUUUUUUACAUUACAAAAUUGUCGCUCAGCUAUUCCACUUGGCCAUUAGAAAUCGCUUAGAUAGGUACUGAAUAAUAUCUAUGUUGUGUCACAACUUACAUUGAGUUUUCCUCCUUGGUCUAGCUAGAGUCAAUGAAUCUAAGAUUUCAUUGCAAAAUGCAAUCGUGCAAAAUUACUUUGAGGAAACUGCAUCUUAGAGUUAAAAAAUAUGUAGCAGUAGACGAUUGUAAGCAUGCAGCAAAUGAAAAUUAAACAAUAAGGUGGUCCCUAAAAUAAAUAAUAGUAGGAAUGAAUCUUCACCAAUUGUUUUGGCAAUUUCCUUCAAAGGUUACUUACAAUUUAACUACAAAAGUUACAUACUGGGACAUACCUUCAUAUUUACCCACCUAAUGCUCUAUCUAUUACAAAACUUAAUAAACAGAUCAAUAGAUAACCCCAUGAUAAAACCAUGGUUAUCAAACUAUGAUUUACUGUACCUACCUAGAUUAAAAGAUUAUUCAACCGAGGUGGAUUUUAGGCAGACUGUUAAGUUAUUUGUUUAUGUCCAAAAAAUAGAUGUUGUAAUAACGUUCCAAGUAGUAUGUGCUGUGACAAUCGGCAGGGUUUAGAUAGCUUAAUUUAAUUAUAAGACUAAUUAAUAUUACUAACUAUGAUUGCUACUGAACACAUUGUGAUUUUAAAGAAUAUGACUUCUCAUGAUGUACCAAAUUGACUAGCAAAUAGGGGAUCUAACAGGCAGCUGAGGCUAGAAGGAUCAUAAAACAAAUCGCAACAGUGUCGCCAUCUAUCUUCUACAAACUUCUAUGUCUAUGGUAUGCAAUUUUUGCGCAGUGCGCCUCUCACAUAUUGUAAAAACUGAAUCAUGGAUAUAUCGGCUGCCUGCAAUAGCCCUACAUAGGAAAAUGAUUAAAAUAACUAAUGUAUUUAUGGAUAAGAUAUUCAUAAUAAAAAAAAUGAAAUUUA